This is a messenger RNA of Megalobrama amblycephala (Wuchang bream), 1583 nucleotides long. RefSeq lists its product as uncharacterized. Gene Ontology annotation, cellular component: AMPA glutamate receptor complex. Gene Ontology annotation, biological process: negative regulation of BMP signaling pathway. The transcript is spliced from 3 exons. Bases 204 to 866 code for a protein of 220 amino acids. Lineage: Eukaryota; Metazoa; Chordata; Actinopteri; Cypriniformes; Xenocyprididae. Gene Ontology annotation, molecular function: protein binding. The record is from RefSeq and is a predicted model, not a curated record.
AACAUAACCCAGGAGGCGUAAAACUUUCCCUGCGCGCAACUGCCUCCAAACCGCGCACAGCCUAUUCUGACCAUGAAAGGCAUUUUAAACUUUAUCUAGUAGUUAAAAAGGCGUGUGCAAUAGCAAGUUAUUGAAAAUAACAUAGCAGUUUCUAUUUAUGGUGCGUUUGCGAGUCUUGUUUUGGCACUGAGAAGUUUUCGGUGAUGGGCAUGGCUGCGCUCUGGGGUUCCCCGGUGAGUGUUCUUCAUGUCUGGCUUCCCCUGUUGAUCUGCGGCCAGUGUGCUUUGGCUUUUUCGGUCGCUGGACAACAAGAGACGACCUGCGAGGCGAACGGCAGUGUUUAUUAUGUGGGUGAAUGGUACUUUUUAGACUCAGAUCAUUGUACCCAAUGCGAAUGUACAGCAGACGGGUCUGCUUGCGCGCGGACUGAGUGCACAUCCCUGCCGGCCGCCUGCAUCCAUGUCAGCCAUUACCCGACAGACUGCUGCCCGAGAUGCGAGAAGAUCGGCUGCGAGUACGGCGGAGAAGUCUACGAACUGGGGCAGCAGUUUCAGCCCUCUGCAUGUGAGCAGUGUACCUGUUACAGCGACGGCAUCGCCCGCUGUCAGGUCGCAGACUGCGCCCCUCCACCAUGCGUUAAUCCAGUCUAUCAGAAAGGAAAAUGCUGCCCUCAGUGCAAGGAUGGGCCCAAUUGUUACGUCAAUGCCUCUAGGACCCAAGUGAUCCCUGGAGGUGAGCCAGUGUGGGUCGACUCCUGUACUAAAUGUCGAUGUCAUGACGGUCAGGAUGCAGGUUACUGGGAGGGCAACCGUCUGGCAACGUGUUCCCAUGUCCGCAACUGCCAGCCUGACGAGGGGCUAAACUGAGGAAAGAGGUCAAAAAUAGGGUCAACUGUCAUCCCCAUUUAUACAACGGAUGACAAAAACUCAGCAGAUAUCUAAACCACACUUCCUGAUGAAAGUGUCGAGGCUAUAUAGCCUACAAGCUUUUAAUGAUUAAAAACAAGUGUAUUAAUACUUUAAUUAACCAUUUAACAUUCCAGUUGUUAAUGUAAAUUGAGUGGGUAUAAUAUUGCUUUGACUUACUGAGGGAUAUUCCCUAAUGAACCAGAUAAUAGAGCUUAGUUUGAGACACCUUUUUGGCAUGGUUAAAAAUAGCACAGUGAGCAUAUUACAUUGUUUAUAUGCCUUUUAGUAUCUACAGUACAGUUUCAAAAUUUUGACAUUGGGCACUAUGUAGUGCAAGUUUGCACAUGCAGAUGCGAUGAUUUUUUUUUUUUUUUUUAAAUAUAUAUAUAUUUGAAGUACUAUGUACAUUUAUAUCAUUUUCUGCUUCAAGUGCAUGAAAACCAAAGUAUGUUCAGACUGCAAGACUUACAUUACUGCCAUGCAGGCAUGGAAACAGCUAAUGUAGCAUUAAAUACAAACCAACUAACCUAUCAUAAAUUAAUCAUUUAUAAAUAAAGCAGGCUCAUUUUUGCUUUAUUUCACUUCGUUAAAAGAACAUUGCUACUUUUUUCGAGGUCUGUAUUUGCAGCAAUGAAACAGAAUGUACACAAAUAUAAAUAAACCACAAGUGAUCUA